Molecule: messenger RNA, 600 nt
Organism: Rhagoletis pomonella (apple maggot)
Lineage: Eukaryota; Metazoa; Arthropoda; Insecta; Diptera; Tephritidae
Exons: 1
Coding region: 1-600 (199 amino acids)
Source: RefSeq, a predicted model, not a curated record
AUGCAAAGGACGAAUGCUACGAAAGACGAGUCCGUUAUCCAGCAAUACUGGCUUAAGCAACUACCGGAAGCCGCACGCGCCGUCAUCGCCGGUAUGCUCCAGGCGCAACCAAGCACGCCAUUGCAUCAACUCGCCAUUAUCGCUGACGCGGUACUCGACGCACUAAGCCGCGAUACGAACCUAACAUCUCCGGCUAAAGGAGCUGGGGUCAACGCGAUUGAAAUGCCAGCAAACCGGGUGGCCUCUCUAGAAAAGCGGAUCGAGAAACAAGAUGCCAUCCUCGACAAUAUUAACAGUAAGUUGAACCAACUGACUCUCCGCCAUCGCAGCCAACAACGCGAACGUUCACGCAGCAACGCGAGACGCUCUAACACACCCCGUGGUACUACAAAGGCGGACCAAUAUCCGACUUGUUGGUAUCAUCGCGAAUACGGAACGCAAGCUCGUAAGUGCCGCAGCCCUUGCGACUUCCCGACGAAACCCAAAAAACUGAGCACUGCCGUACAGCCUAGGCUCGAAGGUUACGGCAGAAUAGAAUCAUCGGGCAAUCAGUCACAAUGCGAAUUAGAGGUAAAGUUUUCAGAAUUCACAAAAUCUUAA